UUUGAAGUAUCUAUUUAUGGCCUGAUUCCAACAAUAGAAAUGAAAACUUGCAGACUGUCGGCACUCCAGAAAAUCUGUUCCAUCAAAAAAUUUAGGCUCUAAUCUUAACCUACAAUCGAUCCAUUCCUGUUUCGUGGCGAGCCGCAGUGUCCUCACCGUGUGCGCAUGAGAGAAUUUCGUUGCCAUCGAUGAAUCUGGGCUGUAUCUGCAUUUAAUGCGCGCUGCAUUGUCAACAUAAUAAACAAGGCGAUUCCGCAAGAACUAUUGGGUUGUUUGGAAAUUUGGGGAGAGCAAAUAUGUCCGCCGUUAGCAGUCAUGCGAUGAAUUUGUGCAAGUCCUCGGAUUUGUUCCUCUCCAAUGUGUUAUACGCCAAGCCGGCGUUUGUAGACUUGUCGGCGUUUAAUUCAGGAUCUAAGAAAUUGGGAAUUUGCGGCGAGUGGCCGAGAUCCAAGGUUUUGGCGCCGGUCAUGGCAAUAGAGUCCUCCAAAACGACGACGCACGUCAAUGACCGAGCAGAGGAAGUUGAGCGGGGUUCCAAAGGCGAAUUUCUCAACAACGAGAACGGCAAUUCGUCUGGGAAAGGAACAGUUCAGAAGCCCAGCUCUGGGAAUUCAACGAAUAUUGUAUGGCACAACUGUUCUGUGGAGAAGAGCGACAGAGAGAGAUUGCUCAAUCAGAAGGGCUGCGUUAUUUGGAUAACGGGGCUAAGUGGUUCAGGAAAGAGCACUGUGGCAUGCAGUUUAAGUAAUGCUUUACAUGCUAAAGGGAAGCUCUCAUAUAUCCUUGAUGGGGAUAAUUGUAGGCAUGGUCUGAACCGUGAUCUUACUUUUAAAGCUGAAGACCGCGUAGAGAACAUACGCAGGAUGGGGGAGGUGGCUAAGCUAUUCGCUGAUGCCGGAGUUAUUUGCAUUGCAAGUUUGAUAUCACCCUUCCAGAAGGACAGAGAUGCUUGCCGAGCUUUACUGCCUGAAGGAGAUUUUAUUGAGGUAUACAUGGAUGUGCCUCUACAAAUUUGUGAAGCAAGGGACCCCAAGGGAUUAUACAAGCUGGCUCGAGCUGGAAAAAUCAAAGGUUUCACCGGAAUUGAUGAUCCAUACGAACCACCAUCAAACCCCGAGAUAGUGCUGUCUCAAAGACAAGGAUCCUGCGAUGCUCCCGAUGCCUCGGCAGAAAUUGUGAUUUCAUACCUUGAAAGGAAAGGUUAUCUGGAGGCAUAAUUCUUCUACCAUCCUGCUCGCCAACAGAAGCUCGAAUUUAAGCUAGAUUAUAUUGUUAUUGUUAUUGUUAAAUUAUUAGUCAAUAAAACAUCCUUGUUGUCUGAAAGUAGUACCAAAAACACCUGGAAAUGAUCCAGUGAUUAUGUAUAUGCAUGCAUUUGCUUAUGUAAUGAAUAAACUUGUUUGAUGAAUGGAAUUUCAUUGUUCCUUGGUA
This is a messenger RNA of Andrographis paniculata, 1431 nucleotides long. RefSeq names its product adenylyl-sulfate kinase 3-like. The coding region runs from base 297 to 1217 and encodes 306 amino acids. Gene Ontology annotation, molecular function: adenylylsulfate kinase activity; ATP binding. Lineage: Eukaryota; Viridiplantae; Streptophyta; Magnoliopsida; Lamiales; Acanthaceae. Gene Ontology annotation, biological process: sulfate assimilation. The record is from RefSeq and is a predicted model, not a curated record. The transcript has 8 exons.